AGGCUGCUAGAUAUGAUGAUAUUGAUGAUGUCAUAAGCUUAGCAUCUACAGGUGUUUCUCUUGAUUCUGCGGAUUCUCAAGGAAGAACAGGAAAAAUGAGAAGACAAAAAGAUAAGUUUUGGCAACAUGCUGAGCAACUUGAUAAUUUACAUUUCAAAUGUAAAUUUUGUGAAAAGCAAGUUUAUGGAGGGGUCACUCGCCUCAAGUAUCAUUUGGCUAAGGUUAAGGGUUAUGAUGUUGUCUCUUGUGAGAAAGUAACUGAUGAUGUUCAAGCAGAAGCUCUUCUUGCUAUUAGUGCUGAAUCAAGUAAUAAAAAGCGUAAGAGUAGUACCAGUGGUGAGAGUGGGGCUGGUUCCUCUCCGUUGACUCUUUUAAUUGUAAAUAGUAAAACGUAGUCCACAAUGGAGGAAAGGAUCCCUAAGAUGGACAAACCAACUUGGGAGAAAUGUCUCUUUGAAUUCUUUAUUAAGAACAAUAUUCAUUUCAGUGUUCAAUCGGAGGCUUUAAUCAAGUUCUUGAAAUGCGUUGCCCGUUAUGGUCCUAGUAUUCUUAUUCCAAGUUAUUCUACUCUUCGUGGAAGAAUAAUCCCUGAAGCAAGAAAGGACAUUGAGAAAUAUGCUGAAAAAGUGAUAUUUUCUUGGAAGGAAACUGGUUGUAUAAUCAUGUUUGAUUUAUGGACUGACUUGAGGAAGCGAUCUUUUCUUAACGUGAUCACUUAUUCCCCGGGUGGUGCUCUUUUUUUGAAGUCAGAGGAGUGCUCUCAUGCUAGAUUGACUGGUUCUUUUAUAUUUGAUAUUCUGGACAGAGAGAUUCAAAGUGUUGGUCCAAAUUUAGUGGUUCAGAUAAUUUCAGACAAUGCAUUCAAUUAUGGAAGUACAUUUGAUAUGCUUACUGGAAAGUAUCGUUGGUUGUUUAAAACUCAGUGUGCAGCUCAUGGUAUCAAUCUAAUGUUGGAGGACAUCUAUGAAGAUGUUAUUUGGGUUCAAGAAAUUUUUGAUGAGGCAAAAAGAAUUAUCGAUUACUUGUAUAAGUCAAUAAUUGUCUUACAGUUGAUGAGAAAAUUCACAAACAAGGAUCUAAAAUAUCCUUAUAAAACUAGAUUUGGUUCAAAAUUUUUAAUGCUUCAGUCAAUUGUUGAAGUGGAAGAGAAGCUUAAACUCCUAGUUGUAUCAGCUGAGUGGAGGAGUCUAAGAAAUUCUAGAUCUACUGAAGCAGAUAGAGUGGUAGACACUAUUCAAAGGGAGUCAUUUUGGAAUGACUCUAAAGAGAUUUUGAGAUUUAUGGAACCAAUCAUUCAAGUUCUUCGUUUGGUUGAUGGUCAUGGGGCUACAUCAGGGUAUUUGUAUGAAGCAAUGGAAAUAGCAAGAGAGGUAUUGGAGAAGCUUAAGGAGGCAGACCAUCGGUAUGACCAAAUUUUGAGAAUCUUUGAUUGUAGAAGGGAUGAAAAUAUUUUAGGUAUGAUUCACUAUGCAGCUGCCGUUUUCAACCCUGCUUAUUUUUGUAGUCAAAGAUUCAAAAAGGUUCCUCAAUUCAAAGAAGCAAUAGAUUUCAUUGGUGAUAUAUUGGUUCCACAAGAUGAGAGGAGAGGAUAUUAUGGACAAUUGCCAGCAUACCUCAUGAAGACUACACAUAUUUUUUCUUCCAGUGCCAAGAUAAUGAUGAAAACUAGUCAUCCUUGUCAUUUAAAAUUGCAUAUUUAUAUUUAUUUCAUUUUUUUUUACCAAUGACAGAGGUUUGGUGGACUCUUCAUGGUAAUGCUAUUCCUAUCUUACGGAAGUAUGCCAUUCGAAUUUUAAGCCAACCAUGUAGUUCUUCACCUUGUGAGAGAAAUUGGAGUGCCUGGGAUGCAGCACGAAGAAAAAAGAGGAACAGAUUAUCAACAAUGAUGUUAGAUGAUUUAGUCUAUGUUAAAAUGAAUUCAUUGAUGACGGAAAAGAGGGGUGAACUUGAACAGAAAAACAUGUUGCCUAUUAAUCUUGACAACAUUAGUGUCAACGAUUUCGAUGAGAGCAUUGAGGCCGUUGAUAAAGAGCUAGAGAGAUUAUUGGAUGAUGUGGAUGAUAGCAUCGCUGAAGACUUGCUAUUUGGUGCAAGUACUCGUUUUACUAAGAGCGAGACUCAACCCCCAGACAGUCUUAUUUGAUUUAGUUGAGUUAUGGUGAUGUAAUUAUUGUUAUGCUUUUUUCGAUGUUUUGCUUUAUUUAGAGUACUUUUUCUUCUUAAGCAUGGAUGAUGUAAUUAGGUGAGCCAUAGGCUAAAUAUUAUGAUUUUCAACUUUUAUAUGCCUACCAAGUAUAUUGGUGGAAGCAUUAGAACAUGCUUUUAAAAUUGGAUUACUGUAACCAUUGCUUCCAUCGCUCAAUGAGAACUUUUUUUAGGUUUUGAUUGUAGUGCAUAUUUGAACUACAGUAAUUUGCUCUUUCUAGGUAUGCAUAUAGCCUCUUUUUAUGUCUUUUGUAUCUUAGGUAGAUAUGUUAAUUGCUAUUACCCCAGAAAAAAAAUAAUUGCUUGAUAAUAUAAUAAUAUAAAACAUAUAUAAUAAAUCAUAAAAAUAAUAUUCGAAUUUUUUGCCUGACUAUUAUUUUGGUAAAAGAAUAAUUCCCGAAUCUGAAUCCGAAUCCAGAUUUUAUUUUGCCCGCUUUUUUGACCGAACUCGUAAAUUAACCAACCGAAUUAUUCCGAAUAAUUCCCGAAUCUGAAUUUGUUAACUAGGUUGUUUCUACCUCUAUUAGUUGCCUUAUGGUAGUAUGAUGGGUAGGCAUGUAAUUCCCCUUUCAUUAUUGGGUAAGUGAAUUAAUAUAGGGGCGAGAAGCCCAUUCUCUCCCAAAUCUUUCUACUGCCAACUCUUUCUUUUCUCCUUCUCCUCUUCAUCUUCUUCUUCAUCUUCCUCCUCUCAUCUUCUUCCUUCUCCUUUUGUUCUCUUGCAACCUUUAGUUUCCAACUUACUAUAAUCUUAUUCCAAGUGGGUUUUGAUUAUGGUUUAAAGUAUCUCCGAUAUUGAUACGACACUAUUAACAACAAGAAUGGGGAGAGUGCUUGAGUGAUCUAACUAAUCACACAAGCCCUUUAUUAAUAAUAUGCAAAAUAGAGUCACAACAAGAGUCCAAGUGAAAAAACAUAACUCAAUUAUAAGUAUAUCCCCCAUCCAGCCACCCCACUCUAAAUAGGGUCGGUGGAGGGGGGGAAGUCCCAAUGCGCCCCUGUGGCACAUUUAACCUUUAUUCUAACACUCACUCUUAAGUUAGCGUUUA
Messenger RNA from Macadamia integrifolia, 3251 nucleotides. RefSeq lists its product as uncharacterized. The transcript has 2 exons. Bases 402 to 1727 code for a protein of 441 amino acids. The record is from RefSeq and is a predicted model, not a curated record. NCBI's taxonomy places the organism in Eukaryota, Viridiplantae, Streptophyta, Magnoliopsida, Proteales, Proteaceae.